CUUUGUCUCAGAUCUGAGUUUACAACCCUAGUCUAAAAUGGCAACUCAGAUCUAUUCUCUCUCCUUCACUUCCGGCGUCGGCGGCCUUGUGAAUAUCCGCCGAUCAAAACCAUCCCGCCGCAAUCUCACACCUUUCAUCUGCGCCACUAAAUCAAAUCCAACCAUCCACGGCCGCAAGCUCCGAGCCGCCGUCAUCGGAGGCGGUCCGGCCGGUUCCUCCGCCGCAGAAGCCCUAGCUCGAGGCGGCGUUGAGACAUUCCUCUUCGAACGCAGCCCCAACUCCGCCAAGCCUUGCGGCGGAGCAAUCCCUCUCUGCAUGCUCGACGAAUUCUCCAUACCUCAACAUCUCAUCGACCGUAAAGUAACCCAAAUGCGAAUCAUCUCCCCCUCAAAUCUCUCCGUCGAUUUUGGAAAAACCCUAAAACCCGGAGAGUUCAUCUCCAUGCUCCGCCGUGAAGUACUUGAUUCCUUCCUCCGAUCCCGCGCCGAAUCUCAUGGGGCCACCGUCAUCAAAUCGUUAGUCACAAAUCUCGAUCUCCCUUCUUCCCCAUCGGAUCCCUACACCGUUCAUUACCUCAACGGUGGGGACCGUCGUUCCCUCUCUGUAGAUGUCGUUGUUGGAGCUGACGGAGCGAACAGUCGAGUUGCGAAGUCAAUCAAAGCAGGGAAUUACGCUUGCGCCAUCGCCUUCCAAGAACGUAUCAAAUUACCCGAUGAUAAAAUGGAAUACUAUCAGAACCUAGCUGAAAUGUACGUGGGUAGCGACGUCUCACCCGAUUUCUACGGGUGGGUUUUCCCUAAAUGCGACCACGUGGCGGUGGGGACCGGCACCAUGUCAUCCAAAGCCGACAUAAAAAAGUUCCAACUUGGCAUGAGAAGGAGAGUCAUGUCAAAAAUCGAGGGAGGGAAAGUUAUUAAGGUGGAGGCUCACCCGAUUCCGGAGCACCCACGACCGAUUAGGGUUCGGGGGAGAGUGGCUCUAGUAGGGGAUGCGGCAGGGUACGUGACGAAAUGCUCGGGGGAGGGAAUAUACUUUGCGGCGAAAAGUGGGAGGAUGUGCGGGGAAGGGAUUGUGAGAGCGUCCGAGGGAGGAUCGAGGAUGAUCGGGGAGGAGGAUUUGAAGAGGGAGUAUUUGAAGGAAUGGGAUGGGAUGUAUUUUACGACAUUUAAGUUCUUGGAUUUGUUACAAAAAGUGUUUUAUGGUAGUAAUGUUGCAAGGGAGGCAUUGGUGGAGUUGUGUGGAGAUGAGUAUGUUCAAAGAUUGACAUUUCAGAGCUACUUGUACAAGAAGUUGAGUCAAGGGAAUCCAUGGGAGGAUUCUAAGAUGGCAUUUAACACAAUUGGGAGUUUGGUUAGGUCUAAAAUUAUUGGGAUGGACAUGAACACUAUUUCCAAUGUAAUUCAUCAUCUUUGAGCUUCUUCCAAUUGACAUGAACACUAUUUCCAAUGUGAUUCCAAUGGACAUGAACAUUAUUUCCAAUGUAAUUCAUCAUUUAACACAAUGCACAA
Impatiens glandulifera is the source of this 1509-nucleotide messenger RNA. RefSeq names its product geranylgeranyl diphosphate reductase, chloroplastic-like. Gene Ontology annotation, molecular function: FAD binding; oxidoreductase activity, acting on the CH-CH group of donors, NAD or NADP as acceptor. NCBI's taxonomy places the organism in Eukaryota, Viridiplantae, Streptophyta, Magnoliopsida, Ericales, Balsaminaceae. Gene Ontology annotation, cellular component: chloroplast thylakoid membrane. Gene Ontology annotation, biological process: photosynthesis; chlorophyll biosynthetic process. Bases 38 to 1414 code for a protein of 458 amino acids. The transcript has a single exon. The record is from RefSeq and is a predicted model, not a curated record.